Messenger RNA from Phycodurus eques (leafy seadragon), 2519 nucleotides. It is a transcript of the gene renbp, whose product is annotated as renin binding protein. NCBI's taxonomy places the organism in Eukaryota, Metazoa, Chordata, Actinopteri, Syngnathiformes, Syngnathidae. Gene Ontology annotation, biological process: carbohydrate metabolic process; protein import into peroxisome matrix; N-acetylmannosamine metabolic process. The record is from RefSeq and is a predicted model, not a curated record. Gene Ontology annotation, molecular function: peptidase inhibitor activity; N-acylglucosamine 2-epimerase activity; zinc ion binding. The transcript is spliced from 15 exons. Gene Ontology annotation, cellular component: peroxisomal membrane. The coding region runs from base 231 to 2366 and encodes 711 amino acids.
UUCUCCUGUCUUCACAGUGUUAGGGGUUAAGAGUACAGUGGCAGCAGCGACCGCUUAGAAAUACAAUAACUUAUUUUGUGAAUGUACAUUCCCGACAGUCGUUCCACGAAACCUUCGUUUGCCUAAUACAAGUGAGUUUUCCCACACAGACUUAGUUGUACAGUAGUUUUUGGAAGCUAUGUGCGGAUAGCAGUAGCACACGGCCGUCAGUGCGUCCGAUGUAAAUCACGAUGCCCCUCGGUCCUGCCAACCAGUCUCAGCUAAUUCGAGCCGGACAGAAGGACGAGUACUAUCAAACCUUUCUUAGGAACAACGCAAAUGAAGCCUUUCAAACGUUUGCCGGAUCCAAAAAGUGGCUCGACUGGAGGAAGGAAGUUGAGCUGGUUUCAGACGUCGCCUAUUUUGGUUUAACAACACUCAUAGGUUACCAGACCCUGGGUGAGGAGUAUGUCAACAUCAUCCAAGUUGACCCCAGUAAAAGACGCAUCCCCUCCCUAACCAGACGAGGUGUCUUUGUUUUCUGCCAUACAUUCCUGCCCUACCUCUUGGACAAGGUUUUGGUCUGUUUGGAGAACGAGCUCGAAGGCCCACAAGAACCUGGCUGCAGUAUCAGACGGCGGCAGGCAGCAUUUGGGGCUUGGAGCCUUGAACUGUGGCUGAGGAGAUCCAUGCGGAGGGCAGUAGGACUCUUGUCAGAGCCCCAGAGGAGAAAGUGUUUGCCAGCUGUGUUUGCCCUCCAGCAGACACUGACGCUCCUGCACAGAUUCCACGUGGCUCUCUUUUAUGUCAGCGGCAUUUUCUAUCAACUGUCCAAGAGGGCUUCAGCAAUCAGCUACCUGCAUUUUACAGGGACGCGUAGUGAUGACAGGACCAUCAGGAGCUGCUACAGGCUGCUGGGCGCCGUCUCCUUCAUCCAGCUGCUCAUCACAGUGUGUCUGCAGCUCAACAACUUUAGACAGAGACAGAGAGCCAGGCAGGAGUGGAAGCUCUACAGGAACCUCCCUGGAAGUCCACAGCAAACCCAGAAGUCAAGGUCCCGGGCCGCUCGCUGCAUCCUUUGCCUGGAGGAGCGCAGACAUCCGACUUCUACCCCCUGUGGACACCUCUUCUGCUGGGAGUGUAUCACAGAGUGGUGCAACACCAAGAAAAGCACCAUGCCUGUGGUGAAACUGGAGGAAUGUCGAGAAAAGAUUCGCAAAGAGUUGAACAACGUUGUGGACUUCUGGCUGAAAUACUCUCAUGACACUGUUUUUGGCGGCUUCUUCAAUUGUAUUGGGAAGAACGGGACGGUUUAUGAUGAGCUGAAAUAUGUCUGGUUGCAGGGUAGACAGGUGUGGAUGUACUGUCGCCUCUAUAGAACAAUGGCUAGAUUCCACAGGCCUGAAAUCCUUGAAGCAGCAAAAGCUGGAGGGACUUUCCUCAGGAAGUUUGCUCGUGUUUCCAGCAGCAAUGGUCAGAUGAAGUGUGCGUUCUGUUUAACACGAGAUGGUAAAGCAGUGAAAGUACAGAGGACAAUCUUCAGUGAGUGUUUCUACAUCAUGGCUUUAGACGAACUGAGCAGAGUCACUGGUGACAAGGACAUGCAGCAAGAGGCUGAACAGAUGAUGGUGCAGCUCAUCUUCUGGGUUCAGGUUGACCCAACAGGUUUGGGCCGACCCAGCCUACCUGGUGACACACCCACCAACAGCAUGGCAGUUCCAAUGAUGCUGAUGUGCCUCGUGCAGCAACUCACUGACGGCCGUGGUCAGGGAGCAGUCUUGAAAUACAAAAAGUUGAGCAGCUGGUGCGUGCAGAAGAUUCUCGAACAUGUCCAGAGAGAUGGCACAGCUGUUUUAGAGAAUGUGUCGUUGGAGGGGGCAGAGCUACCAGGUUGUCAGGGCCGCCUGCAGAAUCCAGGCCAUGCCCUGGAAGCAGGCUGGUUCCUACUUCAAUACACUACUCAAUGGGGGGACAAGGAGCUGCAGGAGACAGCCAUCAAUAAGUUUGUGGAGUUACCCUUUCAGUAUGGCUGGGAUAAAGAGCACGGUGGCCUCUUCUACUUCCUGGAUGUAGAUGGGCACUGUCCCACCCAGUUGGAGUGGAGUAUGAAACUGUGGUGGCCUCACUGUGAGGCUCUUGUCGCCUUCCUCAUGGCCUACAGCCAAACCAAAAGGCCUGGACUGCUGGAGAAAUUCUCUCAAGUUUAUGACUACACAUUUAGCCACUUUUCUGAUGACCAACAUGGUGAAUGGUUUGGCUAUCUGUCACAAGAUGGAAAAGUAGUUCUGGAUUUUAAAGGGGGUCCCUUUAAAGGGUUCUUCCAUGUACCACGCUGCCUGUAUAUGUGCGAGCGUAUUCUGGAUGAUCUGCUGGAUAAUAAAGCAUGAACAUUCUCUCCAUUGUGUUUUAGAUUAGAAGAGAAACAUAUUUUUAAACUGUUGCAAAUCAAAGUAUAAUGAAUGUAUUUUUUAAAAUAUUAUAGCUGUAUGUGUGUAUCUUCAGUUGCAGAUUUAUUAUGAAAUAAAACACUCCCAUGAUGA